Amphiprion ocellaris (clown anemonefish) is the source of this 2542-nucleotide messenger RNA. RefSeq names its product zinc finger and BTB domain containing 26 (gene zbtb26). NCBI's taxonomy places the organism in Eukaryota, Metazoa, Chordata, Actinopteri, Pomacentridae. Bases 558 to 1883 code for a protein of 441 amino acids. Gene Ontology annotation, biological process: regulation of transcription by RNA polymerase II. Gene Ontology annotation, molecular function: DNA-binding transcription factor activity, RNA polymerase II-specific; RNA polymerase II cis-regulatory region sequence-specific DNA binding; protein binding. The transcript has 2 exons. Gene Ontology annotation, cellular component: nucleus. The record is from RefSeq and is a predicted model, not a curated record.
UAGCUGUUAGCUGAUAGAGCAGCAGUAGGCCGAGGAGACAUCUGGAGGCGAUCUGUGAUUGAUGUCAUGUAGCUUCAGCUAUUGUUGCACAUAAAGACUGAAAUUAAGCCAGAUUAUGUUGUUGUCUUGCUGUACUUUAGACUGUUUUUCCUCCUCACAAGGAAAGCAGCACUUCAACGUUAGCCGGAGCCUGAAGCUAAUAGAUGGUCAAGUCUCGGACAAACCGAGUCCAUUGCAGCUGACCGGAUUUACAUUAUUGUCUCUUUAGGUGAACCUCAGCAGCACUAAAACUAGAAUUUAUCCUUUAAAAUGGAUUUAAGAUUUUACUGUAAUUCGGGUGUAAACAUUAUUCGGCUAUAACUGGUGUGUUUAGCCUGACAGCUGCUCGCCGACUGUUAGCUCAAGGAAACUACUGGAAGCUGAUCGACAACUCUAGGUAGCUUUGUGUGAGAGGAUAGUAUUUACAAAAAUGUACUAACUUUCACUACGUCUUGUGGUUGGAAAUAACAAAAUCAAGCAACAAAAGAUGGUGUGCUGCUACCGUCUCCUGGUUCACUAUGGCCCAGAACCAAGUGAUCCUGCAGUUCCGCUUCGCCACGUUUGGGGAUUCGAUGCUGCAGAAGAUGAACCUCCUGCGACACCAGAGACGCUUCUGUGAUGUCACUGUGCGCAUCAACCAGUUAGAGGUUCCCGGUCACAAGGUGGUGUUUGCUGCCGGUUCCUCUUUCUUGAGGGACCAGUUCAUCCUGCAGCAGGACUCUAGGGAGGUCCACAUCUCCAUGAUCCAGGAGCCGGAAGUGGGCCGGCAGCUGCUGCUGUCCUGCUACACUGGCCAGCUGGAGUUUCCUGAGCUAGAGCUGGUGCAUUACCUGACAGUGGCCAGCUUCCUUCAGAUGGGCCACAUUGUGGAGCAGUGCACUCAAGCCCUCAGCAAGUUCAUCAAACCUCCACGACAUCUGGCAGUGAAUAUGAGACGGGACAAGAAGGAGGAGAGUUUCUCUCCCAGGGCACAGAGAGAGCAGGACCUGUCUCAGGUUAGGACUGUCCAUCAGGAGGAGGAGGAAGUGGUGGAGCAGGUGGAAGGUGAAAACAAUAUUGACAAUGAUGACGACGCUUUAGAUGAUGGUGAUGAUGAUGAUGAUGAUGACGACGACGAUGUGAUUAUACAGCCUAAGAGUCCUGUCCAGAUUCAUCAGAGUCAGACAAGGCAGAGUAUGGCGGAGAGUGACAUCACCAUAGUCAAGGUGGAGUCUGUCACUGAUGUAGCAGAAAACUCAGUGACUGGUCACUUCUCCACCAGUCCUCCUGCUGCGCUCCGCUCCCCUGAGCCCCAGCACUCGCUCAUUAACUCAACUGUGGACAGCCGUGGCAGUGAGGUUGCUGCUCCACCCGGCCUGACCAGAUGCCCGUUCAGCCCCCCUCCUCCAUCUCCUCUGGUAGAGAAGCACAUUGCAUACCAGAGGAACUACGACAAGCCUCUCCAGUGGUACCACCAGUGUCCCAAGUGUGCCCGGGUCUUCCGCCAGCUGGAGAACUACGCCAACCAUCUCAAGAUGCACAAGCUGUUCAUGUGCCUCCUGUGUGGCAAGACCUUCACGCAGAAGGGCAACCUGCACCGACACAUGCGGGUCCACGCCGGCAUCAAGCCCUUCCAGUGUAAAAUCUGCGGUAAGACCUUCACCCAAAAGUGCUCGUUGUUGGAUCACCUAAACCUGCACAGUGGAGAUAAACCACACCGCUGCAACUACUGUGACAUGGUGUUCGCUCACAAGCCAGUUCUCCGUAAGCACCUCAAACAGAUCCACGGGAAAAACAGCUUUGACAAUGCAAAUGAACGCAGCCUGCAUGAUGGGACACUUGACUUUGAUUUUGGACGAAUAUGAAAUGUGUGACUAAUUUUUUUAGCAUAUCAUUUCUGUGAGAAGACGACAGUUAUAAACAUAAAGAGGGCCAGAUGAGCGAAGACUUUGGCUGCUUUCUUAGAGUGGCAGCCUGAUCUGUUUAACUGGAGGACAUAAACUAAGUUUUCCUGGUCUACAUGUCACUGUAGCUUCAUUACUGUGGACUUUUGUCUUUUUUGUACAAUACAGUGUAGAUGCCUUCAUAUCAUACUUGAAAAUUCAACACUGAAACACAAUGACUGAACAUCAGUAGUCAGUUCUAUGAUAAUUAACAUGUUUCUGUGUCUGCCGUGUCCAAUGAGAAAAAUGUUGCAAAGUGUAAAAUAUACAAAUGUAUAUUGUGUAUACAAUCUGCUGUAGCCUUUCUUUCUUACCUGUGUUAAGAUGACAACAUGGACUUUAGAAGUAAGAGAAACUUGAAUGAGUGUAAGUACAAAAUGUUUUACAGAAGGCAAGCUAUGUCAUUUUGUCUCGGCGACAAAUGCAAUGCCAAAGUGUCUAUGUGAACUAUAAAGGUUCUUCUAUGUAGACUUACUAUCUGCGGUACUAUUGAACCAAAGUGACAUCAUAUCUGUCCUGUGUUCAUAGAAAUCAGUAUGUGUUAUCAGAUUAAAAAAAAUACUCAACCAAACUUGGAUGCA